Molecule: messenger RNA, 3287 nt
Organism: Megalopta genalis
Lineage: Eukaryota; Metazoa; Arthropoda; Insecta; Hymenoptera; Halictidae
Gene: Cul2
Product: cullin 2
Biological process (GO): ubiquitin-dependent protein catabolic process
Cellular component (GO): cullin-RING ubiquitin ligase complex
Molecular function (GO): ubiquitin protein ligase binding
Source: RefSeq, a predicted model, not a curated record
CGCAAUUAAAAAUUUCUUAAAAAUUGUUUCAAUAGCAACAACAAUUUCAAUUUCCGACGUUUCCAAUCUUUUGCUCAUAGUUUCCUCUCCUUCUAACAUAUCCAGUGAUCCAGAAAAAGAUAUGAAAAUUUGAAGAUGCAGCAACGGUGCCGCCUACAUACGUAUGGAGCGAGGUCUCUAGUUAAUCUGCGCUACCGCCCCCUCCAAAAUCCCGGAAAGUCAAGAGCAAAGGGCAAAUAAUGGCUCUGCAACGUUAUUGAGAAAUUAGAGGCAGUUUGGGGUGCCCUAUAGAAUUGGUUGCUUCACUAUAGAGAUUGAGAACAUUUUAGUUCUUCAUGGGUGCAUCGUCCUUUUGCCGAGGGGCGAACAGUUUGAAAAAGUGAGGAAGAAGACACGUGAGGGAAAGGAAAAAAGGGACAAAGAAAGAGAAAAUGUGUUCGAUGAAAAUGAGUCAUUAUAAAUGUCAUGUAUUUUGCGACAGGGCAUGAUUCUAACGAGAUACUGACGUUAAGAUUAUCGGAGAAAUUUUUCUUGAUAGAGAUCCGACCUGAUCGAAUAGUGACCGUGUCUAUAUACACGCACGACUACUCUUUCCACGACUUUUUGGUUUACUAGUUUGGUGUUUACAUUGUAGAAUUUAUACGCUUCAUUGCUCUGUGCUCGUUUAAUUGUGGAAAAGGAUGUCAUUGAAACCCAAGCAAAUUGAUUUUAGCCAAACAUGGAAUGCACUGCAAAAGACUAUAGAGAGUAUAAUAACAUUGUCUAGUGUUCCACGUGCAGUAUGGAAUGACAGAUUCAGCGAUAUUUAUUCUUUGUGUGUUGCUUAUCCAGAAUCAUUUGAGAAUGAAUUAUACUAUGAAACGGAAAUGUUUUUAGAAAAGCAUGUUCUCCACUUGUUGUCAACAGUACUUGCUGAAAAUGAAUCUGGUCUGCUGCAGGCAUACCAUCGUGCUUGGUGCGAAUACUCACAGGGCACCAAGCAUUUACAUUGCUUGUAUUCAUAUCUAAAUGAACACCACAUUAGAAAGCAGAAGUUGUCAGAGGCUGCUAUCAUUUAUGGCACAUCUUUUGCAGUGUCUGCUAGUUACCAAGAACGGUUGCAAAUAGGAGAACUCGGAUUAGAUAUUUGGAAAAGAAAAAUGAUUAUACCAUUGAAGGAACAGUUGGUAUCUCAAUUACUAGAGUGUAUUCAUGCAGAUAGAGUAGGGGAAGCUCAAAUAACAAAUACAGAAGUUAUUUGUGGCAUUGUACAAAGUUUUGUUGAAGUUGAAAAGUACAGGUCGAGGGUAGUAAAGAUGAAAUUGUACCAAACCAUAUUUGAAGCACCCUUCCUUGAGGCCAGUGGACAGUUUUUUACAAGCCAAGCAUUUACCCUGCGACAAAAGUCUAAUAUAACGCAUUACAUGGAAAAAGUUUCGUCUCAACUUUUUCAGGAGGAGCUUCGCGCUCAUAAGUUCCUUCAUGCAAGUUCUGUGCCUAAAGUAAAACUGUGCUGUGAGGAGAAAAUGAUAGCCACGUGUGUAUCCUGGCUUCAUACAGAAGCAGAGAGCAUGAUAGACAAUGAAAGUAGAAGGGAUUUGUCGCUCUUGUAUCCACUGUUAAGGUCAUUACCUGAUGGUUUAACUCCUAUUGUACAAAAACUUACCGAACACAUCAUUCAGCAGGGACUAAAGGCCAUUGAAAAUUUACAGGGGGAGAAUGUACACACACAAUUCGUAGAGACCAUGCUGGAUGUGCAUAAAAAAUAUUCAGAAUUAAUCAAGGAUGUGUUCAAAGCUGACUUAAUGUUUGUGGCGGCUCUUGACAAAGCUUGCUCUGCUGUAGUGAAUCACAAAACAGUCGCACGACAGCCAGCUAGAGCACCAGAACUACUGGCUAAAUACUGCGACUCUUUGCUGAGAAAAUCGGCCAAGGCCGCGUCAGAAGUGGAAGUAGAGGAGAAACUAGCGAAUUGCAUCACUGUGUUCAAAUACGUCAAUGACAAGGACGUAUUUCAGAAAUUUUACGCUCGUAUGCUAGCGAAGCGAUUGAUCCAUCAGCAAUCAAAGUCGAUGGAUGCUGAGGAGUCGAUGAUCGAGCGUCUGAAACAAGCUUGCGGAUACGAGUUUACGAACAAACUUCAUAGAAUGUUCACCGACAUGUCGGUGUCAGCAGACCUGAACGCUAAAUUCACUGCUAGUUUACGGGAAGGUGACAGGGAGAACCAGUUGCGCAUAGGUUUUGUAGUAUACGUGUUACAAGCGGGUGCGUGGCCGUUGGCUUUGCCGCCAUCGCCAGGACCAUUUCACAUCCCCCAACAGUUAGAAAAAUCUAUACAGGCAUUCGAGGCGUUUUACCACGCACAAUUCAACGGUCGGAAGGUCACCUGGUUGCAUCACCUUUGCCAAGGUGAACUAAAGUUCAAUUACUUGAAGAAGCCCUACCUGGUGAUUGUGCAAACGUACCAAAUGGCGUUGCUGCUUCUGUUCGAGCACUGCAACUCUAUACAGUGUCGAGAAGCUGCAGCCUCGCUGCAUUUGUCGCACGAUCAGCUGGUAAAGCAUGCAGCUAGUUUAGUAGAUAGUACAAUUUUGAAAAAGUCUACGGAAGGAGAUCUGGAGGAGGAUACCGUCCUGUCGCUAAACUUCGACUAUUCGAAUAAGAGAACGAAGUUUCGUAUAACCGGUCCGUUGCAACGGGACGUGCCACAUGAAAACAACGACACCGAAGCCACGCAUCGCAGUGUCGAUGAAGACAGAAAAUUGUACCUGCAAGCAGCCAUAGUCCGUAUCAUGAAGAGUCGUAAGGUUUUGACACACAAUCAACUGGUACAGGAGGUACUCAGUCAACCAAAAAUAACAUUCAUUCCCUCGAUUGGCAUGAUCAAAAAAUGUAUCGAAGCCCUGAUAGAUAAGCAGUAUAUCGAGCGCACGCCGAACAAGGCAGAUGAGUAUUCGUACGUCGCAUAAUUUCAAUGUACCAUCUGUCACAAUCAUUAAUUUAUUUCGUUUGGGAUGCUCCGCUUGAUCGUUCAUGAUAUUAACAAACCUUUUGCUAACACUUAAACGAAAGUACAGUUGACUGUCGUAUACAUAUUUCAUAAAAGAAUAAUAAAUGAAAGAAAAGAGAAGAGGAUAAUGCCUAUGAGCAAUGAUAAUGCUCUCUAACGGAAUCUCGAAUGAAAGAUCAGAAGAAGCAUCCUGAAUUAUUUACUUGCUCCUAAAAGAUCAACCGAUUCAAUAACUUAGUUGACUCAAUGAUUUGUAAUAUAUGCACACCGAAAUAAAGCUAACGUUACUAAUAUUUUA